UUCAAUCAAGUAGUCGCGAGUGUUUCUCAAGACUGUACAGUCAAGUUUUUUUUUUUUUAAUAAACUGAAGAUCAUGGAAUUCCUUCCACCGGAAUGUGCAGCUCGUUCUGCCGGACCGGCAAACAAAUUAAUGUCCUUGUUGUUUCACACAUUAAUUAGUUCGUAUUGUUCAAUAUCCGAGCCAUCAAUGUGGCCAAUGGAUCAUGGGCACACAUUGGCAACGAGAGGAUUGGAUACAUAUGAUUUUGUUGUGGUUGGAGCUGGAUCAGCAGGUGCUGUAGUCGCUGGACGUUUAUCUGAGAAUCCCGCUUGGAAAGUUUUACUAUUGGAUGCUGGUGGAAAUCCACCAAUUGAAGAAGAGGUUGUUGGUUGGCACAUUAGUACUCAACAUUCCCGUUGGGAUUGGCAAUUCCAAACAGAACCAAAUGGCAAAUCAUGCAUGGCAAUGAAAGGCGAACGUUGUCACUGGCCUAGAGGAAAAAUGCUUGGCGGUACAAACGGUAUGAAUGCUAUGAUCUACGCCCGUGGAACUCGGAAAGAUUUCGAUGACUGGGAAGCUUGGGGCAAUCCUACAUGGGGCUAUGAUGAUGUUUUGAAAUAUUUCCAAAAGGCCGAAAAUCUUCGUUCCCCGCGAACUGGUUAUACCGAAGGCGAUCAUGGCAAGGGAGGGCCAAUGGGUUUGAAUAAUUUCGUUAGUGACAAUGAAUUCCGUUCGACAAUUCGUGCUGGUAUUGAAGAAUUGGGUUACCCUACUGUGACUGACUUUACCGAAGGUUCAUUUGUUGGUUAUAUGGAUGUUUUGGGAACUCAGGAAAAAGGACGUCGAAUUACAACAGUUCAUUCGCAUAUUCUCCCGGUGAAGGACCGAAGCAAUUUGCACGUUAUUCGAAAUGCUCAAGUGAAGAAAAUUAACUUUGACGAUAACAAGCGUGUUACUGGAUUGACAUUUGUUCAUGAAGGUACCAGAGAUUACACAGUGAAUGUUCGCAAAGAAGUUGUUGUAUCUGCCGGAUCGAUUGGCACUCCUCAAAUUUUGAUGCUGUCUGGUGUUGGCCCCAAGGCUCACCUUGAGGAACAUGGAAUUCCAGUGGUUGUAGAUUCACCAGUUGGUAAGAACUUGAAGGAUCAUGCUAGUCUUCCGAUGAUCUUCAAGAUUGACAAAUCGACUGCCAGUCCAGCUGAUCAAGAGGAACUUGUUGAUGCAAUGUACAAUUUGCUUAUGGGUCGUCAGAGCAAAUUGUUACAUCAUGAAGCAACCUCAUUUACAGGAUUUAUCAAUACCACAGAUCUUAAAGGGCCUAAUCCAGAUAUCCAAACAACACAUUUCUUCAGUCGUAUGAAUAGUCCUGAAUUGAAACAUUACGUGGAAGCAACUGGAUACAAUGAAGGUGUUGCCAAAUCUGUUCUCAGUGCUAACGAAAAGACUAACACUUUGAUCAUCUACAUGCUUUUGCUAAAGCCUAAAUCAAUGGGUGAAGUAACUUUGGCAAGUGCUAAUUACUUGGAUGCUCCAAAAAUGCAACCAAACUACAAUGAUGCUGAUGAAGAUCUUCAAACUUAUAUCAGAGCUUGUAAUAUUUACUCGAAAUUAGUUGAAACAAAGGCUUUCAAACAACGUGAAGCUGAAUUACACAAGCUUGAUUUACCUCGUUGCAAUGAUUUGCCAUACAAAUCAGAUGAAUAUUGGAAGUGUUAUACUUCUUAUAUGACAAAGACUGUAUAUCAUCCUGUGAGCACAGCCAAAAUGGGACCCGAGACUGAUAAGUUAGCUGUAGUUGAUUGGAGACUGAAGGUACGCGGAGUUAGGGGUCUUCGUGUGGCCGAUGCAAGUGUUAUGCCUGAUAUUGUGGCCGCAAAUACAAAUGCAGCUACUAUUAUGAUUGGUGAGAAAGCUGCUCAUAUGAUUCAGGAAGAUUGGGCGGGCAAGACAAAGGAUGAGUUGUAAGUCCAGUUGUUGUGGAUUAAGAAGUAUAGUAGUGUUAAAGAUUUUAAUAAAGUGUUAUAUUUUUGUACGUUAAAA
Molecule: messenger RNA, 2020 nt
Organism: Episyrphus balteatus (marmalade hoverfly)
Lineage: Eukaryota; Metazoa; Arthropoda; Insecta; Diptera; Syrphidae
Product: glucose dehydrogenase [FAD, quinone]
Exons: 3
Coding region: 74-1945 (623 amino acids)
Molecular function (GO): flavin adenine dinucleotide binding; ecdysone oxidase activity
Source: RefSeq, a predicted model, not a curated record